This is a messenger RNA of Drosophila eugracilis, 529 nucleotides long. RefSeq lists its product as uncharacterized. Bases 5 to 529 code for a protein of 174 amino acids. The record is from RefSeq and is a predicted model, not a curated record. NCBI's taxonomy places the organism in Eukaryota, Metazoa, Arthropoda, Insecta, Diptera, Drosophilidae. The transcript is spliced from 3 exons.
UGCCAUGAAUACCAAAAAUUUGCUAAUUGCAGUACUCUUUGCAGUUGCUUUUGUGAUUUGCAUUGAAGCACCUUAUGUCAAAUUGACAAACCUUGUCUGUGAAUCACAGAACAAGUCGUGGGCCGUUUUCCAUUAUUGUCGGCUAAAGGCCUAUUCGCGGAACAAGACAAGCGGCAAUAUAAAUGCAACAUUUCUUCAUCCGGCCAAAAAUAUAGCUGUCAGAUUGCAGAUGGUUAAAAGGGCCAGUGGCUAUAAGCCAUUUCUGUUCGAUAUAACCAUCGAUGCCUGCCUUUUCUUGCGAAGGCGACACAAUCCCGUCAUCAAGAUGUUUUAUAAUUUUAUAAAGGACGUUUCUACUUUGAACCACACCUGUCCCUAUGAGGGCUUGCAGGUGGUUAGUGAUUAUCAUCACGCAGUGUUUCCUGUACCGUUGCCAACAGGAGACUACGGAGUAUUAUUGGACUUUAUAUUCGAUGGUAGGAAGCAGUUCCAUGUCAAUGUUUACUUUACUUUUAAAGAGGAUUUUUAA